Messenger RNA from Prunus dulcis (almond), 1449 nucleotides. Its product is annotated as growth-regulating factor 4-like. Gene Ontology annotation, biological process: developmental process; DNA-templated transcription; regulation of DNA-templated transcription. Bases 140 to 1150 code for a protein of 336 amino acids. Gene Ontology annotation, cellular component: nucleus. The transcript has 5 exons. NCBI's taxonomy places the organism in Eukaryota, Viridiplantae, Streptophyta, Magnoliopsida, Rosales, Rosaceae. The record is from RefSeq and is a predicted model, not a curated record. Gene Ontology annotation, molecular function: ATP binding.
CUGAACUUAAAGUCUCCAAGUACAGAUAGAUAGAGAGAUGCUCUCUACGACCCUCUUUCCUUUCUCAUUUACUCAUUUCCCAACGAAUAUGGCCAAAUCCCUCUUCUCAACCACCUUCUCUCCAAGCAUUUAGUCUGAAAUGAGCGGGUCGUCGGUGGGCAACGGAGGCCUCGCGCCGCCUUUCACAGUUGCGCAGUGGGCGGAGAUGGAACAUCAAGCUUUGAUAUUCAAAUAUCUCAAAGCUGGGCUGCCUGUUCCUCCUGACCUCCUUGGUCCCAUUCGCACCAGUUUCAACCUCAUCUCUUCCAAUUUCUUGCGCCACCAUCCCACCUUGGGUUAUACAUCCUAUUGCGGUAAGAAAAUAGACCCGGAGCCAGGGCGUUGCCGGAGGACAGAUGGCAAGAAGUGGAGGUGCUCCAAAGAUGCACAUCCAGACUCCAAGUAUUGUGAGCGGCACAUGAAUCGUGGUCGCUAUCGUUCAAGAAAGCUUGUGGAAUCACAAACUACCUCUCAGUCUUCAUCAACUGUGACGUCAGACAGUGUGAUUGGGAGCUCUAGCCACAGUGGGAGCUUCCAAAACAUGCCCUUGCAUUCAAUGGUAAAUAGUGGUGGUCUUUGCUUUGGAAGUAAUGUAUCUCAGUUGAAGAUGGAGCCUAUACCCUAUGGGAUAGGUAACAGUGGAAACAGGGGCCGCAAUGGAGCAGAAGAGCACAAUUUCAUGUCAGAACCUUCUGGGAGUGUGAGGUGUCUUGGGAUGGACAGUACUGUAGACAGUCCAUGGCAUCUUAUGGUGCCUCGAGUUUCCUUGAAAUCGGAAUCAAAAAAUUGUUCUCUUUUGCUAAACAACAGCUCCCAGCUACAGACAUUGCAACAUACUGAACCAUUGACUGUUGAUGCUGCCAUCACUAAACAGCAGCAACAUCAGUAUGUCGGUGGACAGUUUGGCUUUCCAGGAUCUCUAAAACACGAACAGAAUUCGCUUCAGCCUUUCUUCGAUGAGUGGCCUAAGUCAAGGGAUCUUGGUUCCCAUCUAAGUGAUCAUAGAUCCACCAAUACCUUAACUGCAACUCAACUGUCAAUGUCUAAUGCAAUGGCCCCCUCCAAAUUCUUCGCAAGGAGUGCUGACUCACCUACUGAUGCCUAUACUUGAACCUGUGAGUUGUAUACGCAUUCCGUUGUAUCAGUGUACUCGGUGCAGUUCCCGCUUCCCAUGUAACUUUAACUCUUAUUUGACACGCUACUGCUGGGCUUUCGUAUGUUUGUAUUUCCACUUGACCGUUAUGGAUAAGAUAAUGAGUUUUAGACGUGCUGGAGCAUGAUUAUAUGUCUAGUUCUUGCUUCCCAGCAAUGAAACUGUAUUAAACAAAUGUUGUUGCCCUUUGUUUUUAUGUUUUUUGUAUUUGCACCUGUCACCCAGUUAUGAAUGUGGCUUUUAUGGCUUUUGUAUGA